AUGGUAGCUGACUUCGACCAACCGGCCGCAAAGGUCAUAUCUCCCUUAAAGUUAGCCCAUGUUGUUUUGCGAACGAACAACUUCGAGCCGAUGGUGAAAUACUAUAAGGACUUCCUGGGAGCACAUGUGAUAUAUGAAAACAGCUUCCUGGCCUUCAUGAGCUACGACGACGAACAUCACCGACUGGCCAUUGCCGCGGUGCCCGGCACCAAGCCUAAAGACGUCAAGACAUGUGGGUUGGAACACACCGCUUUCACCUUCGACUCGCUCCACGACCUGCUUCUCUCAUACCGCCAAAGAAAGUUCAAGGGCAUCGAGCCGUUAUGGCCGGUCAACCACGGGCCCACGACGUCCAUCUACUAUCGUGACCCGGACGGUAACAUGAUCGAGACCCAGGUGGACAACUUUGAAACUGCAGAGGAGGCCACAUCGUUUAUGAACUCUAAGUACUUUGCUGAAAAUCCCAUCGGGACCGAUUUCGACCCUGAAGACCUUAUCAACCGCUUGAAUGCUGGCGCCAACGAGAAAGACCUCAAGGUGCGAGUGGAAAUCGGGCCUCGCAGCAUGCCGGAUUUCGACUAA
Molecule: messenger RNA, 582 nt
Organism: Exophiala aquamarina CBS 119918
Lineage: Eukaryota; Fungi; Ascomycota; Eurotiomycetes; Chaetothyriales; Herpotrichiellaceae
Exons: 1
Coding region: 1-582 (193 amino acids)
Molecular function (GO): ferrous iron binding; catalytic activity
Source: RefSeq, a predicted model, not a curated record